CAAAGGCCCCAUACUUCUUUGACACUUCGUUUUGUUCCCCGUUUUUUCUGGCCUAUGGGUUAAAGGUUUUCGCUCAAACAUAUCAUAACUCAAAGCUUCUACAUCCAACUGGCAAGAAUGCGUGCGUCAUUCUCGUUGUUGCUCCCCAUCCUGGGGUGGCUAUCGACAGGAGCCCACGCAAUCGUUCGCUUUCAUUGCAGUGCGCUUACAGUACAGCGCUUGGAUCCUCUCGUCAACCCUGGGAUGAUACCUUCAACACACGUCCAUCAAAUAGUGGGCGGCGAUGCCUUUAACGCCAGCAUGGAUCCCUCGCUCGACCUUCCCGAACUAUCCACCUGCACAUCUUGUCAGUUUGCCGAGGACUUUUCGAACUACUGGACAGCCGUGCUCUACUUCAAGGCCAAAAAUGGAACAUACAAGAGGGUGCCACAACUAGGGAACAACCAGUUUGAAAAGGCCAAGGGAGGGUUGACCAUCUACUACAUGCAGGAUGCCAUCUAUGACAGGAAUCAGAAGAGCAAUGUUCAGGCCUUCCAACCAGGCUUUCGCAUGUUCGUCGGUGACCUCAAUGCCCGGACAAUCGAGGAAGCUGCCCGCUUCCGUCAACUCACAUACGUCUGCAUGGAUACUUGGACCUCGCGCGCCCCAGAAACGAUGGCCUUCCCGACAAGAAAAUGCCCAGAAGGCAUCAUGACCUCCGUCCGAUUUCCUACUUGCUGGGAUGGCAAGAAUCUGGACUCCCCCGAUCACAUGGCGCACAUGUCUUACCCUGAGUAUGGAACUUUCGAGAGCGGUGGUCCCUGCCCAGCGAGCCACCCUGUGAGAAUGCCGCAGGUUUUCUACGAGGUGGUUUGGGAUACCAAGAUUUUCAACAAUGAGGAGUGGCCUGAGGAUGGGAGCAGCCCGUUUGUGUGGAGUUUUGGGGACGCGACGGGUUUCGGGACGCAUGGGGAUUAUUUGUUUGGGUGGAAGGGGGAUGCGUUGCAGAGGAUUUUGGAUGCGCCGUGUUGGUUCAACACGAACUGUGCGAAGGAGAGUAACAGCCCGUUGCAGACGAUUGAGCAAAUGAAUGCGUGUACACAGCCUAGUAUGGUGGAUGAGGAUAUCGAUGGGUGGCUUGACGAACUACCUGGUGGUUGGAAAGCGGACUAUGGACAUGGACAUGGUUCAACAGAAUGAGGUGACGGUGUACUGAACCCGGUAUAUGAUAGACUCGUACGACUAGAUUAAGAAUGUGACGAUUUUGAUGGUUGAUUCAGAUCAAGCGUACAGCCAUCUUUUGAAACAGCCUUGGCUAAUCACAAGUUCACAGCCUGUAAAGGAAACAGACAUUCUCGACACCCCAGAAUCCCACAGCUCUAAACAUUCCUCC
Messenger RNA from Podospora bellae-mahoneyi, 1372 nucleotides. RefSeq lists its product as uncharacterized. The transcript has 4 exons. Lineage: Eukaryota; Fungi; Ascomycota; Sordariomycetes; Sordariales; Podosporaceae. The coding region runs from base 118 to 1179 and encodes 353 amino acids. The record is from RefSeq and is a predicted model, not a curated record.